Molecule: messenger RNA, 975 nt
Organism: Zasmidium cellare ATCC 36951
Lineage: Eukaryota; Fungi; Ascomycota; Dothideomycetes; Mycosphaerellales; Mycosphaerellaceae
Exons: 6
Coding region: 1-975 (324 amino acids)
Molecular function (GO): O-methyltransferase activity
Source: RefSeq, a predicted model, not a curated record
AUGAGAAUGACGGUACCCCUGCAAACAUCAGCUGCUCGAAUCGGACAUGAUCUUGAGAUCUUCCAAACGCUCGCCGUUUCUGGGCCGAAGACUCUUGAACAACUUCAGAAGCAGACGAAUGCGCAUCCCCUGACUCUAGGUCGCUUGCUUCGAUACAUGGCAUCUGUCGGCAUGAUCGAUGAACCGAACACCAAUCUCUUUGCAGCCAACAAGAAAUGCAAGAAUCUGGCCAAUGCGUCAGCGGUCACGAUCGUGACACACUUCUUCGAGAACUGUUCUCCUCUCUUCCAAGAGAUGCCGGCUUUCUUAAGCAGCAAAAAAUAUGGAGACAUCACAGACGGCAAAGACACCGUCUUCCAACCUGCUUACGGUACACAUCUCGACACAUACUCAUGGUUCGCUCAGAACGAGAUAAACAAAGAUGCACUCAUCAAGUACAUGGCUAUGGAGCAGUCGGUACGUGGUCGCUGGCUAGAUCAAUACCCGUUCGAGCGCGAGUCGCAAGGCUUGGAUGCAGACAAGCCCGUCUUUGUCGACGUUGGUGGCAAUGUAGGACAUUACUGCGCGCUGUUCAGGACCCGCUUUCCGAACAUUCCAGACCGUGUGAUAUUACAGGACCUUCAAUCUACAGUCGCGCAUGCGAUGCAAACGCCGGGUGUGGAAGUAAUGGGUCACGAUUUCUUCCAGGACCAGCCUACCAAAGGGAGCAAGUACUACCACCUCGGUUGGAUUCUCCACAACUGGAACGAUGCAAAGUCGGCGGAUAUCCUUCGUCAGAUCAAAUCUGCCAUGAAUGCGCAGUUCCGCCUUUUUUUAGCGUCGUUGGACUUGGUCAUGCUAGGCGCUUGCGGUAGUCGAGAGCGCACGGUGAAAGAGUGGGAGGAGCUCUUAGGAGAUGUCGGCCUCGCCAUCAAGGAGCGCAUCAUGUACAACCAUGAGCUCUGCCACGGCAUCAUUUGUGCUACGUUGGCUUGA